Priapulus caudatus is the source of this 5091-nucleotide messenger RNA. RefSeq names its product mucin-5AC-like. Bases 1 to 4407 code for a protein of 1468 amino acids. NCBI's taxonomy places the organism in Eukaryota, Metazoa, Priapulida, Priapulimorpha, Priapulimorphida, Priapulidae. The record is from RefSeq and is a predicted model, not a curated record. The transcript has 16 exons.
AUGCUUGCCGGUGGAGAUGGAGCUGCCGGAGGGGGAGAGGUCACGGGACGCUCGCUGUCUAGACGCACGAGUAACGCUGGAAUCCGCGUCGGCGAGGAAACCAGCAGCCAGCAAUGUUCCGGUUCCUGGAAAUCUCCCGACAACGCGUACAACGCCACCUGGGAGUACGAUGACAUUAGAGACAGGGUCAAGUUCACGAUCAGCACGGCGAAUCUGGAUAGAUGGGUCGGAAUCGGAUUCUCCAAGGACAAAUACAUGCCAGCGACAGACGUUGCCUACGGUUGGGUGAACACGGACACGGAGGCGCGACUCUUUGACGGGUGGAUCUCCGUGAAGGCGCAUCCGCGCACGUCCGAGCACAACGACCUUCAGAUGGUGACCUUCAGCAAGAAGGACGGCCGUCACACGCUCUCCUUCUGGAAGCCCCGCGUCGCUCGCGAGCCCGAGGACCUGACGCUUGAUGACGUCUACCUCAUGUUCCCCGCCAAGCCAGGCCUCUACAACGCCGACUACUCGCGCAUCUUCAAGCAUCUUGCACAGCCCAUCAUCGGUCCAAAGGUCUACUUCGGCGCAUGCGCGACGUCGAGCGUCGGCGAAUCGUUGCAGAGCGUCGCGCGUUCGCAGACGACCGACGUCGUCGCGCGUCGCAAAGACCCGGAAGUCGUCCCGCGGAAAGUGCCGGAUGCGGACGUCGUCGCGCUGCGAGCGACGAAGGUCGCAUCCCCCCGGCGCGUCACAGACGACGCGGAUGUCGUCUCCCGACGGUUCUUACAGGAAGCGACGGAGCGUCAGCUGCAGCGCGCCGUUUCCGAGGUUACCGAUACGAAGCAGGAUAGUCAGGAUCCGUUCGCCCUGAAGCUAAACACGCCGCAGUUGAUCCAGGUGCAGGGAGCGCGCACGUCGUCGACGUCGCGACAGUCUAAUGAGAGGUCGUCGUCGUCCAGCCAGCGGUCUGCAACAGGUCACGACGCAUGCUCGGGAUCGUGGAUAGCUGACGACGGUUCAUACACGGCUACGUGGGACUACGUGCCAGCCACCGACAGGGUGCGCUUCAGUGUCAGCGUCAACACGCUUACCGGAUGGAUAGGCCUCGGAUUCUCGAAUAACAGAUUCAUGCCUUUCACAGACCUCGCCUAUGGAUGGAUAAACGAGCAGAACGAGGCCAAGCUAAUCGAUGGCUGGCUGUACACGUACUCGGUGCCGCGGUCGGGGGAGCAGCAAGACCUCGAGCUGAUCUCGGCUAGUCGCAGCGGCAAUCGGCAGACGAUCGAGUUCACGAAACCGAGGCUCGGCGGUCAGGACGACCUUGACCUCGCCGGAGUCUACCUCGUCUUCCCGACGAAGCCCGGUCCUUACGAUGCCUCGUCGGAAAGCGUCAGCAAGCAUCACGAGCCCCCGGUCAUAGGGCCGAAAGUCGACUUCACGUCAUGCGUCCAGACACAGGUGGCGCGAGCGUCAAAUACACGGGCGUCGGCGCGGGCGUUAGGCACGCGCGCAGGUGGCUCCACCUACACGUCGCGGCGUGACAAUAUUCUGCUGUCGAAGUCUGGCGGCUCGCAACACUCAUCACGUGACUCAAUCUUCAGGGAGUCCCUGCCGUUCGAGACGCCCCCUACACGUGCCACGCGCCGCCCUCCUAUACGUGCCACGCCGCGGCCCACUACAGGUGGGUCCAGCUAUCGGGAGUCCCUGCCGUUCGAGACGCCCCCUACACGUGCCACGCCGCGGCCCACUACACGUGCCACGCCGCGGCCCACUACACGUGGCUCCACCUAUCGGGAGUCCCUGCCGGUCGAGACGCCAUCAACACGCCCUACGCCGGGGCCCAUCGCAGCGCCGGUUGAUUUCGGCUCGCGGCCGGUCACCGGCGUGGCGCAGAGAAUAGGUUCCACCCGGCGCUCGCACCAGCGAAUAUCCAGACGGCCACUACCGGCCACCAGACGGCGCCCGAGAACGCGCACGCCUCGACCGACCGAUCCGACGACGGUAUACACGACCGACGCGACGACGACGGAGAUACCUACGGAGCCGACGACGGAAGUGACGACGGCGCCGCCGACAAGGCGUCCCUUCCGCCGACGUCAGUCGUUGGUUGCACACCAGCAGCGCCUUCAGAGAAUCUCAGCGGGCCGACGACGACCCCGGCCGGUGCCGACACGAACAGGGCGACCACAACCGCCACCGACGACGACGACGACCACCAGACCGACGACGACAACAGAGGCACCGGUGGUGCGCCCGACAACGCCGGCAUUCGAACCGCCGGGACCACGUAACUUCGCUGCGUCGUGCGAGGGUUACUGGUCGUACCCGGAGGCGUGUCCGGCGUCGCAAUGCGACUACGCCAUACACUGGAUCUACGAGGCGCUGCAAGAUAGGGUCAAAUUCACCAUCACGGUGCCGCAGGGCAAGUGGGUGAGCGUUGGCUUCUCGAAGAACGGACGCAUGAAAGAUACGGACAUCGCAUUCGGCUGGGUGACACCUGACGGCCUGGCGAGGCUCUUUGACGGGUUCCUCACCGGUUACCGGCCGCCGGUCGUCGCCGAAUCGAACGACCUGCAGUUCGACGAGGCGCGUCUGGCCAACGGCGUGCAGACGCUUAUCUUCUGGAAGCCUCGCACCGGCCUCAUAAACGACCUGACGCUCAACGGCGUGCACCUCGUCUUCCCGCACAAGCCAGGCACGUACGACACGAGCAAGCCCGAGCUGCCGACGAUCAGCAAGCACGAGCAGACGCCUGUCGUCGGACCGAAGGUCAACUUCAGGACGUGCCGCCUUGACUUGUCGCGGAUUCAGUCGCAGCCGCGCGUCCGGGCGCCGGCGACGCGGCCGACGCCAAUCGUACGCCAGGCACUUGACCGGUCCGGCAAGGACUCGGAGCCAUUGAACAGCCGGCUUACGCCCACGCGCAGCCAGCAGCAACGAACGGGGUCCGCAGCAACGACAAGUCAACAGCGACUCGAACAGAGUACAGUAGCAAGAGGGACGGGUCAACAACAGUCUGGACAAACAACACUUACACAGGUGGGAGGUCAACAAAGAUUCGGACAGACUACAUCUGGAAGCGGAACAGGCCAACAAAGAUUCGGACAGAGUACAACAGCAAGAGGGACGGGUCAACAACAGUCUGGACAAACAACACUAACACAGGCGGGAGGUCAACAAAGAUUCGGACAGACUACAUCUGGAAGGGGAAUAGGUCAACAAAGAUUUGGACAGAGCACAUCUAUAGGUGGAAUAGAUCAACAAAGAUUCGGACAGAGUACUGCUAGUAGGACUGGUCAGCAACAGUUCGGACAGAAUACCAAUGGCCGCGGCAUAGCGCAGAGGCAGAGCUUUUCGACACAGACUAGCGGUCAGCGCCUCGUACCAAGUACGUCUGCACAAGUAAGAUCUCAGCAACAGUUCAGUUCAACGCAGCUUGCGUCUCGUCCGCAGAGCGGUCAGCGGCAGGGUUCCCUGUCUAUCACUAGCAGCAGCUCGCGGCCGCUUCCAUCGUUCUCCACGCUAGCACGACCUGCGCCCAAUCGCGGCUUAAGUUUGGGACAACGACAAAGCAUCCUCAACACGAAUCGAGCGACCAACAAUGUCCCACGAGCAACGACUCCUCGACCCGGCUCAACGACAAAGGGGUCGCUAUUGUUUCUGGGAGAGUUGAGGAAUUUCUCUCCAAGCGGAAUACGAGGAAAGAUCUACGGUAUAGACCGCAAGCAGAUAGGGUUGUCCGGCUUUGUUUUCGACCCAUUCAGAGAAUCAUGUAGAGAUCCCGUGUUCUACAUCGGUGUACAUGACCACCGAUCCGAGCUGCUCGCUAAUCAGAAAUCGGGAGCCAUUCAGCAAUGUCCAGGCGAGUUCGGCAUACAAGUUCCGGACGAAAACAAAAGCCUGCAACCACUGCGAAGACGUUAUAAUGGCCAGAACAUCGUACUGCUGCUUCCCGACGGAGUGGAGACGAUUCAGCUGCAGUGGUUAUCGCUCUGGUGUAGAAGCACCAACACCGACCUCGCUAGCGCCGUCUUCCCUGGCGAGGCUCUCCGGCCUGUACCACCAGAGGGCGUUACAUCUUUGCAAGGAGACGGCGUUUCCAGUACCGAGUUAGCCACGCUCAACGCGUCGACAGUGGGCAUCGCUGGCCUACGCUACAACAGAAAAUACGAGUCUACCUUCUUCGUCGUGGGAAAAUCAGGGGGAGAAACUCCGACGAAGGAAAACAUCGUGUCGAUCGUACCUGAUGAAAAUGGCGAGCUCGACACGAAUGGCAUUGGACCAUACAACGGAGACAAAAUCGUCAUUCUAGAUCUGCCUGCAGGACUUACAUGGCUCGAUGUAGACUACUUUGCCAUUUUUACAUAUAAGCAGUGCAAUCCAAAACCACUCGUCUGGUUGCGUAUCAAAGUCGAAGAAUAAUAACUGUAGGAGUUGAUGAUUAUAUGUACGAUUUUCAGAAAUAUAUCGCGCUUAUUAAAUACGUCCGAUUGUAAUGUACUCAUGGAGCAUAAACGGGUCUAUACUGUAGACCUAAGUAUCAAAUAAGAGGCAGCGAAAAGAUGCAACGUUUUGCUUUCCGAAGCGGGGAAAACAUCACUCGUGAUCUUCAGUAAAGUAGCUUUCGUGUAGAAAUAUGUUCAUACAUAUCAUUAACGGAAGCACUCGCCUCGCAUGUUUGGGCAUUUGUUUAUCCGUGUGUUUAAAAGCAGCCGAUUACAUGCUAUAUAUGUGCAAUACGCAACAUCUUGUUACUGAGGACGGCAUAGGCUGGUACCUCUGUUACAUCACUUAAGCAGUGUCUGCAUAUACAUUGAUAGCAUGGAGCCAUACAUAACAAAGUGUACAUAUACAAGCUUAGCCAUCACCUUACGCUUACCAUCGACGAUCGCGGUCACCACUAUUAGAGAGUUAUAGAUUGUUAAAAUAACCGCGUACCAGCCAACACGCAAUUGUAACUUAAAUACUGUUUCAUAGGAAUUAAUCUGGAUAUUUUAUUAAUAUUCAAACGUAUUUUACUGUAGUGUGCAUUUUCUGUGAUGGGACCAGGACGAUACAUGAUCCGUGCGCAUUUUGAAAUAAAGAGGCUGUACGUUUGUUCGAUAA